This is a messenger RNA of Hypanus sabinus (Atlantic stingray), 1159 nucleotides long. It is a transcript of the gene mgst3b, whose product is annotated as microsomal glutathione S-transferase 3b. Bases 19 to 468 code for a protein of 149 amino acids. The transcript has 4 exons. Gene Ontology annotation, molecular function: glutathione transferase activity; glutathione peroxidase activity. Lineage: Eukaryota; Metazoa; Chordata; Chondrichthyes; Myliobatiformes; Dasyatidae. The record is from RefSeq and is a predicted model, not a curated record. Gene Ontology annotation, cellular component: endoplasmic reticulum; nuclear envelope; membrane.
AGCCUGCCCGCCGCCCCUAUGCAGUACGUGCCGCCGCAAAGCGCGAAAGCCCACCCCGCUCAACUCGUCCCCCCUCAAUUCGGCUACGUGAUCCUGGUGUUCAUUUACAGCUGGGUCAUGCUGGCUUACCUGGGAGCCAAAGUGGGCUUAGCCAGGAAGAAGUACAACGUCAAGUAUCCAAACAUGUACAGUGAUAAAGAACCCAUAUUCAACUGCAUCCAACAUGCACAUCAAAACACAUUGGAGAUAUAUCCUCAAUGGCUGAUCUUCCAACUGAUAGCUGGAGUUGUCUAUCCGAUCACUGCUUCUGUGCUUGGUGUCAUUUGGGUAACCAGUCGAUUUACUUAUGCAUGGGGAUAUUACACAGGGGUGCCAGAGAGAAGAAUGACUGGGUCCUAUGGAUACAUUGGCCUUCUGGGAGUCAUCUUUCUGUCCAUAUUCAUUGCUUUUAAAACCCUUGUUUCAUAAGUGAUAAAACUAGCACAAUAAUGGGUUGAGAAAGAUAUAAAAGAACAGUUGUCAGGCAUUCUACCUAUCCAGCCAUUUUGAAAUGGACACCAGCUCCAAACUUCUUCCUGCUCCUUGUUUAUCAAUCGGUUUAAAUAUUGCCAACAUGUGGUAGAGUUUUCUUCCAGCUAUGUUAAGCACUGCUGUUGUAUUUAAUCAAAUUGUGCACUGGGAAACAAGACUAACUUCCAGAUUUCAUUUUUAAAAUAAUCUUUAGGCAAAUAACUGUUGCACCUUCUGCCCAAAUAUGAAUUCUUUUACUUUUUAGCUAAAUUCUGUGAUUCUUGUUGAAGCAAUAUUGAACUGAGCUUAAUAUUUCUCAUCUUUUAAGAUGGUCACUAAAGUUAUUUCAGAAAUUUCAAUCCAAGAGCCUCAGUUUAUAUUAUGGGUUGAAUUUAAAUCUGACGAAAGAUUGCAAGUAGAAAAUAUAGAUGUACAGAACUCGUGAAAGAAGGUGAAGUUAUAAUUCAGCUGAUAGGCACAUAGACCAUUGAAAGAGAAAGCUAGGCAAAGGCAAGGCUGUGAUUCAUCAAUGAAUGUCCUGACAAUGCCAACUGAAAUAAGUAUACACUUUUCAUAUGUUCACUGACUUGUAUAUUACGUGUUUUGACAGAUUUUCAACACCAUUAAACGUUAUCCAUUUUAAACUUCA